AGCCCAUUUCAACCAUACAAUUUAUCAGAAAAUGGGCAGGAAGAAUAUUCAGGAACAAAGUUAGCUUAGUUUCUCAUCUGUGUGUUUGAAGAUUAUCUGGAAACAUGAGGCCAGAGGGCACUGAAGAAAGACACUUUUGUGCUAACCAACUUCGCUUCUAAGUGAUUGGCCUUAAAGCAUUAAUCCUAUGUCUUGUGUUUGAAGCACCUAAUGCUUAGUUUAUUUGUGCCAGGAUGGAUUGCUGGAUCAUAUAGAUAAUCUUUAUGAUGAUGAAAUGAGAUCAUCUGGAAACAUAAGCACCGAAGUCAAUAGUUGGCUGUCUGUGUUUGAACAGGGAAUACAUCCACGAGUCAUGAGCGAUGACGAGCUGUCAGGUGAUGGAUGGUUGUUAUUUCUGCGGAUUGCCAUCAGCCACCUGGGUGGACUUUCCCAACCAAGGUUUCUGGAAGAGCAGAUCACCUAUCAGGAUCAGGUUACUGGGCAUCGAGUAUGGAUCAAGCUACAGCAACACUCUGGCUGGUCGGUUAAACUGGAAGCUACGCGGCACUGCCUCUUUGAGGCCCUGCAGGAUGCGGCGAUGCUGGCCGUUAUUACCAUGAGGCAGCAUUUCCCUUGCGAGUUCGCAGGCACUCCGUUUGAAGUUCUGCCUGUGGCGCCUGGGCAGAGGGGCAGGCGGCUAGAUGAUGGUGCCGCGGUCGUCCGCGGCAGUGCUGUAGCUUCUGCUUUUAUUGGCCUCGAUCACGAUGAUGUCCAACCUCUUCUCGUGGUCAGCUUCAUGUCCCUUUUCCAUGAGCGUUCCGAGUCUUUGCUACGUCUGAGGGAGCACGCGUUGAAGGAGCGGUUGCUGAUCGCGGAGAUAGAGAAGAUGUUGGAAGAGCACGAUGGUUCCCCAACCCGAACUCAGGAGUUGGAUCAAAGAAUUGCGGAGCUGAAAAGGAGGGCUGGAGAGAUGCAUGGACUUCCUGCCCAUGCUGUCAAAGGAUACAUCGGUUGGUCUGUGUUCGUCUCUAACGAGGCGCAGCAGGAGAUGAAGCCAUUGGAGGAUGGAAAUGAGGUACCACCUGCAAUUGCAAGCUCCGCAGCAGUAUCAGCCAGGGCCAGGUUGUGAGUGAUAUGCAUGCAUUGCACCAUUUUAUAUUCAUCAAUAAUGAUGGUUACAAUCCAACCAACCUGUGUUGUUGUAAUUCAUGUACUGGUUUUGGACUUGGAUGGUGUGAUUUAGGGACCCGGACGUGGCGCCGUGAACUCAUGUUGU
This is a messenger RNA of Triticum dicoccoides, 1255 nucleotides long. RefSeq lists its product as uncharacterized. The transcript has 2 exons. The record is from RefSeq and is a predicted model, not a curated record. Lineage: Eukaryota; Viridiplantae; Streptophyta; Magnoliopsida; Poales; Poaceae. Bases 275 to 1108 code for a protein of 277 amino acids.